AGUGAGGUGAAUUUAUUUUGUGUGGGGCAGUGUGGGUUUUUCUGACUAGAGCCCGAUCUCUUACAAGCAACUUGAUCUGUCUCUAAUUUGACAUGAUGCAUGCAUUUGAAUAUCUCACAACAUGGAUUGUGAUGCUAGCUGUUGCAGUUUCUGGUCAGAAACAGACAAGUUUAAGUCAACCUUCACCACCAAACAGUGGUUUACGUUCCGACUGUCUUGGAAAUGUCAUGCGGCUGAGUUUGGAUAAGUCUCUGGCUGUUGGGAAUCUUCUUGAAGUUGAUGCCAUCAAUGGCACCGAUGUCAUACCGCUGACUUCCAGACUGGCUGCACAGUGUGGAUACAGCAUGGAAUCUGACCCAUGGGGAAACACUAAAAUAUAUUCCUCCAUGUUUGGCUGUUAUGCUGGAAGCAAGGAGGCUGGUACAUUCAGCCUUGGACUGAAUCUCAGAAUGUCAGAAGAUCUUAAGUUGGAUGAGGCCACUUAUGUUGUGACAAAAACAUGUAACUAUCAGUCAACGGCCACACGGCACAUUCUCUGUGAAAGGAACUAUAUAGAGGUGUCAACCCAGUUGUUCAAGCCUCAGAUUGCAAAGAACGUACUGAGUCCUGAUGACUUGACGCAGGAUUCAGUGAAAUAUUAUGCCAGUGCCUCCCCAAAUGACAUCUGGAAGUUGAUGUUCUUUACUCCUGAACCAAAAGUCAUGCUGCUCAAUGAGGCCAAGAAGGCUGGCUAUGGUGUCAAGUCUACAGAGGAUCGCUUGGUGCUGCGAAGUCCCUUCAACUCAGCAGCGACUUACAUAGAGAAUGUGGCUGGGGUUCUCAUGGAAGUGUUCAGUGUUAGCACUUACUAUGUACCCAUUUAUGGCUUUAACAUAGUGGAUUCUGAUGCUGCCUGCCCUACUGGUGGCUUGACUUUCACUGACGAGACAAUCACUUGGCAUGUACCCCGCCGCAUCACACCUGUAAUCAAAGGUGCCAUUACAAUAUUGAAUAUGUACAUGGGUAUUGAUGGACAGAGACUGAACCAAUACCAGAUGGCUGCCAGAAAAUACACCUUGACAUCCACAGAAUCUCACAUAGUCAUUGAGCUCCCAAUAGGAACACCUGAUGGGUACUACAAGAGUCUUGCCCCAGAUGAUCAGUAUCACGUCACCUUUACCAUUGAGCCCAUGUUGGAACUAGUGUGGCGUGAAGAGAGUACUCAAACUGACACACAAUAUAAGGUCCUCUUUCCUAUUACAACUCCCCUGGUGUCCUGGCCUACUCAGUUCACAGGCAAUGCAGUUCCCGAGGAGAGGUCAUUUGAAAUCCUCUUGGGAACUUUCCUGCCUGAUGUGGAGCUGAUCAACAUCACCUUCAACACAGGGCUCUUUUCUGUGGCAGAGUGCAAUUCAAAGGGCUUCGAUGUUAAAGAGCACAGAUUUCCAAAUGGCUCAAAGUCUUUCUCCCUGAAAGUGCCCUUCUUUGAGGAUGCAGUCCUUGCGCAUAAUCCUGAACCUUUGUUUACAACCUACAUCCUGCCUAUGACCUUUGGACUGCUCAUCCUGCCUGAAGAAACUCAAUUCUCCCAUGUAGCAAAGGCAGAGGUGUCUUUGCAGGAUGUUGUUCUCCCUGUGAUUACUGGUACAUGUGACCCGGGGUACUUCUAUGUCACUGUUGGAUAUGGAAACCAAGGACACAAUUUUAGAACCAUGAUUGGCAAGACUGAGCUCACCAGUGAGCUGGCUGAGACGUAUGGGCUAGUAAUCAACAGCACUCAAUUCAGUUUUGUGAUGCCGUACAGUAGUGCUGACUCCAUAUUUGAGGUGGUUAUCUCUACUUCAGUCAGAGCCAGAAUUGAUUUGGAGCUGGUGUCCUCCAAUAACUGGAAGCUUAAUGACUUCUCGUUGUCCUGCAGCUUUCCCUUGACCACAACUGAGUGUUACUCUAAUGGCACAAUGACUGCCUUGGCUAUAAAGGUGGAGUCUGUUCCCAAUAUGAUCCUCAGUCAUCUGACCCUGAGAGAUGAUUCCUGUAAACCGAAGUAUAGCGACAACCAUUUUGCUUACUUUGACUUUGGUGUGAACAGUUGCGGAACCACGAGAACGAUGUUUGGCAACAUUAUGGUGUACGAGAACGACAUUUCCUUGGAUCUCAAGAGAUACACCAGCAGGUAUCCUGAUGUGGCAUAUUACAAGCAAACCGUUUCCUGCUACUAUCUGGUUGAUGUCACUGAGACUAUGGCAUUCCGUACCCAGCCGAGAGUCAAGGCUCCAUCUGCUGAAAUUGGAAUGGGAUAUUUGAUUGUCCAAAUGAGAUUGGCUCAGGAUGAGUCAUAUAAGCUGUUCUAUCAGGCGGUGGAUUACCCAGUGGCUAAGUAUUUGAGACAGCCCCUGUACUUUGAGGUUGCGUUAACGCAGUCCAUGGAUCAACAAAUGGAGCUCGUCUUGGAGAACUGCUGGGCAACCCAACACAAAGACAGGAGCUCUCUGCCUAGAUGGAACCUCAUUGUUGACAGCUGUGUGAACCUCGACGAUCUCUACGUGACAGUUUUCCAUCCUGUGGAGUCUGACUCGAGGGUUAACAUCCCUGCUCAUGUGAAGCGCUUUUCUGUCAGCAUGUUCACCUUCAUUGCAGAUGAGGUGGCUCUGAAAGAAAAGAUGUUUGUACAUUGUGAUGCUGUUAUUUGCGACUCCAACAAUCCACAUGGAGGAUGUAUUAGUCAGUGCGUGAACCCCACAAAGACUGGUGCCAAAACAUACCGGACAGCUGAUCUUAAAGGGUCUGGAAAUAUUGACUACCAGAUGCAAGGUGAACAACUUUCCUCAGGAUCUAUUCUACUCUCUGAACCUGAAUAA
This is a messenger RNA of Hypomesus transpacificus, 2837 nucleotides long. RefSeq lists its product as uncharacterized. The transcript is spliced from 21 exons. The coding region runs from base 93 to 2837 and encodes 914 amino acids. NCBI's taxonomy places the organism in Eukaryota, Metazoa, Chordata, Actinopteri, Osmeriformes, Osmeridae. The record is from RefSeq and is a predicted model, not a curated record.